Messenger RNA from Parastagonospora nodorum SN15, 357 nucleotides. RefSeq lists its product as hypothetical. The record is from RefSeq and is a predicted model, not a curated record. NCBI's taxonomy places the organism in Eukaryota, Fungi, Ascomycota, Dothideomycetes, Pleosporales, Phaeosphaeriaceae. The coding region runs from base 1 to 357 and encodes 118 amino acids. The transcript has 2 exons.
AUGUACGAGGAGGGAAUCAUUAUCCUUGCCGUAGAAGCAGUCGUGCCCACAGCCGAAGGAAGCAGCCCACCAAUCAUUAUCUCUUGUCCUCUAGCAUUCUCCUACAGCGCAGCUAGACCGGCGCUUUCAUCAAGUCAGCUUGAGUUUUUUAGUCCCCUAGAUCUCCAAGUACAUACCAAAGUCACGGAGCUGGAAGUGACCUGCUGGCAGCGUCAAAGUGUCUUCGCUGUGCUUCAGCCAGUUGAGAACCACGUGACUCAGACCCGCGCGCUCGCCGCUCAGCGCGAGAUCAUCGCCGAGCCUGAGGAGGGAGCGGCCGUUGGUGAAGGGCGCAUGAUGAAACUAGCAAUCGUGUAG